AUGGUUCCUGCUCCGGAUGCAGUUGUCAUGGAGAUGGAAGAGGGCUCAGCGUCCACUGGUGGCACUGUUACCAUGGAGAUCCCCAUCGCAGCGGCUGCCUCUGCGGAGCCGCAGGAGUGUGUUCAGCAACAUGGACAGCAGCACGGCGCCGGAGCCGCGUCCCACCGCAGAAACUACCGCAUGCUGAUCGUGAUCGGAGAGAUUUCCACCGGACAUCACCUCGACGGUGCCAGGACACAGAUCACACAAGGUUUACGUUCGUGGAACGUUGAUCUGACCGUUUGUGACCUGAACAAGGAGCUGCAGCUGUUUGAGACCAGACACACCGCCCAGUUUUCCUCACAGGUCAAAGGCCAGCGGACUCUCCAGUAUCAGAGUGAUGUCCUGGAGACUGUGGUACUGGUGAACCCAUCAGAGGAGACCGCUGCCUCAGAGAUUCGCUCUCUGAUCACUGACUUUGCUGGGAAUAAGUUGCUGAUACUGAGCGGGCAGAGCUCUGAGCAGGGAGGAGACAUCCUACUGCAAGGUGGAGCCUUCACCUGGCAGAAUUUCUCCGACAUCGUCUCCAACCCUCAAGUGAUUGACCUCCUGUCCAGGGCCUCUACAGAGCAGCCGUCCAGGCUUACUGUUUCCUGUCAGGGAGACGGGGGCUGGAGCUCCCUGGGCCAAAGCCAGGAGCAGCAGUCGCUUCAAAACCUUCUGGAAUACCGCCUGAACCCCGAACCUCACCUCCCCGACAUGGAUGGAGUCACGGAGUUCACGGAGUACGUCUCGGAGACGGUGGAUGUGCCGUCGUCCUUUGACCUCCUGGAGCCGCCGACCUCUGGAGGCUUUCUGAAGCUGUCCAAACCGUGCUGCUAUAUCUUCCCUGGAGGUCGUGGAGACUCCGCUCUGUUCGCCGUCAAUGGGUUCAACAUUCUGGUGGACGGAGGGUCUGAUCGUAAGUCUUGCUUCUGGAAGCUGGUUCGCCACCUGGACAGGAUCGACUCCGUUCUGCUCACCCACAUCGGUGCGGACAACCUGCCCGGCAUCAACGGGCUGUUCCAGAGAAAGAUCGCAGAGCAAGAAGAGGAGCAUAAUCAAGGGAACGGCUCCAGCAGCAACGGUGAAUGGAUGAAGAACCUGAUCUCUCCCGAGCUCGGGAUCGUGUUUUUUAACGUCCCGGAGAAGCUCCGGAUGCCCGAGUCGACACUGAAAGUGAAGCGAAGCAUUGAGGAAGCAUCUCUGACGCUGCAGUACCUCAACAAGCUCGGCAUCACACCGGAACCUCUUCACAGGGUUGUCAGCAACACCAUCGAACCCAUCACGCUGUUCCACAAACUGGGCGUGGGUAAGCUAGACAUGUACGUCUUAAACCCUGUAAAAGAGAGCAAAGAGAUGCAGUUUCUAAUGCAGAAAUGGGCUGGAAACAGCAAAGCCAAGACUGGGAUUACGAUGGCCAACGGAAAAGAGGGAGAAAUAUCAGUCCCCUAUUUGACUUCAGUUACAGCGCUCAUCGUUUGGAUUCCUCACCGCCCUACAGAAAAGAUAGUAAGGGUACUGUUCCCUGGAAAUGCACCACAGAAUAAAAUCUUUGAGGGUCUUGAGAAACUGAAACACUUGGACUUCCUGCGAUACCCAGUGGCGACCCAGAAAGACAUAUCAUCUGGUGCUCCUCCUCCCAUCAUCAAACAGACUAAAAUAAGAUCAAGAACUGACAGCAAAGAGAGUCUUAAGUCUUCACCCAAACCUCACUCUAAAACAACAAAGAAAGAAACCGGAGGGCAGGACGACGAGUCCAAGAGUGAAAUCACUAAAGAGAAUAAAGUGGAAAAGAAGGAAGAGAAGAAAGUCAAAAGCCAGAGUCUGAAAGCCACCAAGCAACAAAAAAACAGCGAGGUGGCCCCGGUUGCCGGCAAGACGGAGAAAAAGAAAAUACCCAAAGAGAAAGCCAAGCACGAGAAAGUGGAUGAAAAGAAAGACAAAGAGAAGAAAGAAAUUAAGAAAGAGAAAGUAAAGAAAGAUGAGAACAUAAGAAAAGAAGAUAAAAAGGAAAGUAAAGCUAAAGAGGAUAAAAAGAAGGAUGCGAGUAAACCAGAACUGAGAAAAAUCACUAAACCUGACCUGAAGCCACUCACCCCUGAAGUGAGGAAAACUCUGCACAAGGCGAAAACUCAGGGUAAACCCAAGAUGGACAAAAAUAAAGCAGUUAAAGAAGAAGCGAAUGAGAAGAAGCCAGUCCCAAAGAACAUCCCGGAGGAGAUCGCAGCAGCAGCUCUGGCCGACAGGUCCAUCGUGUCCUCCCCCGAGGACCUCACUGAGGACUUUGAGGCCCUGAAACAAGAAGAGCUGUCCAAAGUCAAGAGCGAGCCGAUCCAGAAUGAUGUCAUGUUUGGACAUUCACUCCACAUGGACACCAAAGUUCCUUCCUUAGUUUUCACCGAUGAGAAAGUAACAUCCCCAGUCGCUGAGAAGAAAUCUGCUUCCCCCAAGUCGCCUGUCAAACCGGACUCUCCGGUGCAGGCCGCAGACACUGACAAGAAGGCAAGCGAUGGCUUUGACAAGAAGUACGAAGAGGAGAAGAUGGAGAAAUAUGACAAAUCUCCUGUAAAGGACGACAUGAAAGACCGAUCAAAGAAGAGUGAGAGCUCAGAGGAGGAGGGUGAUGUCAUUGAAAAGGCAGAAUUUGAAGGAACAGAAGACGAUGAGGUGCAGAAAUAUAAAACAGAGGAGGCGAAAAAGGAAAAAACUGGAAAAGAGUGGGACACCAAGCCAGCUGAGCAGAAAGUUUUAUCAACCACAGGUCUGUCCGGGCAGGUCGCCGCCUCCGCCUCGGAGCAGUUUUCCUUCAUCCAAGACGAAACCAUCCCCGGCUACUCCGAGACUGAACAGACGAUCUCUGAUGAGGAGAUCCACGAGGAACCAGAAGAUCGGAUCCCACAGCUGAGCUACGACGUUGGCUCCUAUGACAUCUCUGUACCCGAUGUCCCAGGUACCUUUGACUCCAUGCACGGUAUAAAAGAGAUGAAAGGUUCAGCCAUGUCUGACGUCAAACCAAAAGCCUUCACGGGAGGUCAGGAGCCUGAGCUUGCACCUUACCCCGCCAUCAUCGCUGCUCCUCUUGCAGAGGAGGAGCACAUCUCCUCAGCGACAUCCAUCACAGAAUACGACAAGCUCUCGUCCUUUGCCACGUCUGUAGCCGAGGACCAGUCCAUAACCUCUGUGACGGCGCCUCAGGCCGAGGACGCAGGAAGGAACUCCCUCCUGCUUGACACCAUCAACAGCGUCCCCUCCCGCGCCGAGGCUGCCCCUGGGAAGGAUUACCUCCACUCGGCAGGAACCAUCUCACCCACUUCCUCUCUGGAGGACGACAAGUGCUUCAAGUCUCCGUCCUCUGACGAGUACCAGCCCAACAUUGCCGAGAUGGAAGACGCAAAGGUCAAAUCAAUCCACGAGGAAGAAGACGAUGAGGAAGACGAGGACGAGGACCAGACUCCGAACGUUGACAUUCCUCUGGGUAAACUACAAGAGGGCUACGAACACGCAGCCUUCAUGAUGCUCCAAGAGAAGCAGAAGUCUCCCUCUGCCACAUUCUCUCCUCCCCCACCUCCUUCUUUCUCCUCCACAGUGCAGCACUCUCCCACACAGGCUGUGAAAGAGUCUCCCUUUAGCUCGCAGGGAUUUAAGACUGGUGCUGAAAUAAAGCCUGUUUCACCCCCUCCAUCUUUCUCUUCUGAGUCCCACUCCAGGCAGGAGAGUGAGGAAAGAUGUAUAAGCCCAGAUGACAGCACCAUGAAACUGGCCUCACCGACUCAGUCUGUGCCGACAAGCAGCGGCUACUCUCCGACUGAAGAUAAACCCUUCAGGCCAGAAGACAAAGAUGACCAGAAAUCAGUCAGUAUGUUAGACAAUACAGCCUUUAUUGGAGUGGUAGGUGACAAGGUGCCGUCCGAAGAGUCUGAAGAAUCCAACGAGGAGGAAGAUGAGUAUUACACCAAAAAGGAUCUGCAGCCAACGGUCAAGGCCAAGCUAAUGGAGGCAAAAGAAGGAUGCUUCUUGGAUGACGACUUCAGCUCUGAGGCGAAAGCUGCAAAGACAGAAACGGAGGUCAAGGUCUCGGACAAGGUCUCGGACAAGGUGACAGUGUCUUUCAGCUCAGACGAGAAACCAAAACCGGAAGUGAUGUACUCGGAUGAAGACGAAGAGGAUGAAAAAGAUGAUGACUUCCCCAGCGGGGUCGGUUCCAAACCUUCAUCACCAGACUCAAAGGACGACAGCACGGAGAAAACUGAUGUCACUUUUAAAGAGCCUGAGAAGAGCGUUCAUUUCAGUCUCUAUAAUUUCCCAGAGAAAGAGGCCAAAGAAAAGGCGAUUUACAUUAGACAGGACACGCCCUACGUGCAUGGAAAAACCUUCUCUUACAGUGACAUUUAUGGCUCUGUUGACUCCGAUUCAUAUCGUCAGGAGUCCUUGGACAAAGUGGAGAAGGACGUUGCAAAGGGAGAAGUGGAUUCGCAGAAACCGGAGCCUCCGUCACCGGUUACAGGCAAGGACAAGAUGUCAGAAAAGGAAGGGUUUAGUGUCUCUGCUUCAUCCUGGCUAGACUCCAAGAGCGCUUCUGCUGCACCUCCGUUUGAAGACGUCAAAGGAAAGGAGGCUUUUGAAUACAGCACAGGCAGCCAGUUCCCUUCAGUCGCUGAUAGACCCGAGGCCUCGUACACUUCUUUAUCCUCAGAAAAAGACGCUCCUUUUAAGAGCCAGACCGAUAGCACAAAGUCCCAGACGUACUCCUCCAUGUUUGAUGUGGACAAACCUGUCGACACGGGCUAUGGCGAGAAAGGAGCCUGUUUGGAGGUCGAUAUGCGGAAACUAACAGCGAGGGAUGAGGAGGACUACGAUGAUGAUGAAGUUGUGGAUGACGACGACGAAGAUGAGGAGGAUGAAGAGGAGGAGGAGGAUGACGACGAAUGCACCGUCGACUCUGAUAUGGAGAAAGGAGCCAAAGAGAAGUCUGAGAAGGAGGUAAAAAGUCCAAUCACUGAGAUGUUUGGCUCAAAUAGGCCUGAAUUUAUGGUUUCUAUGGCCGGGUAUGGCUAUAACAGCCAGGGGAAGCCGAGCAAAGACACACCACCCGCAAAGACCGAACAGGAAACAAAGGAUGAUUCCUCAUCAAUGAGUGGGAAGCCAACUGAUUUGGGAGCUACAGGUUUCUCUGGCUACUCCUCAGGGUUCAAUUACUCAUAUGGAAGCGAAGAGAAAGACUCAUUUUUAACCAAAGGCAAAGAGGAUUUCACUCUGAAAUCAACAGAGGACAGUUAUUACCAGAAUGAGCGGGCUGAUGCAGACUUUGAGAAGCAGAAGACACCAGAUCUUCUGAGUAAAAAAUCCCUGGACACAAGCUUUCAGUACACGACCACCGCCGCCCCAGGGUACUCCUCCUCCUCUGCCUACAGCUACUCCUCCUCCACCUCGGGCUCACUGUCCACCAGCCGACAGUUCGGAGAGGAGCUGGAGACGCCCGCCGAGCCUCUUUUCGAGUACUCCUCCUUUAAAGACGAACACUCGCUGGUUAUGGAUUCUUCCUUCUCCGGCUCUGCUGGCGCCAAAGAUGACUAUCUGGAAGUGUCUGAAAAACAGACCACAGCCACAACCACGGCUGAGUCCACCUCCAGUUUAGCCCGCUUCUCCCCUCUCAGCCCCUUCGAGGAGGUCAAAUCCUUCCCCUCGCUCACAUCCUCUGCUUUUGCCGAAGACAAGAAGGAGCAUAUGACUACAUCAGCUGGAGUUACGGACAAAGGGCCUCAAUCUGAGUGCUUCUACAAGCCUGAUUGGUCUGAAGGGUCCAAGCUGGACACGGCUGUUGGGUUUGCAGCCUCAGCGGGACCUUUUGCUCAACCGACAGAGCUCUCUAAGGACAAAGAGGCUGCCAGCGCCGCUCUGUUUGGCGUCACCUCCUCACCACGCCCGGACAUAGAAGGCAAGCAUUACUUUGAAGAGACAGACAGCAGUGAAGAAGAGGAUGAGGAGGCAUACAUGCGUGAGAUGACUCGGAGGUCGCCCUCCAGCGGCCUCGCUGGCAGCCUCUUGUUUUCUGACAAGCCCGUUGCUCCAGCUGCAAGUGAAAAGCCAGCCGGUGCGCUCCCAGAUGUUCUCAGCUCCUACAUGCCCUCAUCUCUCCAUAGCGGCAAGCCGGACACAAUCAACGGUCCCACAGAGGUCGGUUCAACCUCCGCCGCCCCCGCUGGAGCGACGGCCAGCGGUGCAGCUUCAGGCCCUGCAAAGGUGGAGCCCAGAGAGGGAGCGGCAGGUUACAGGAGCCCUUUCGAGUGGGAGAUGUCAAAGCCCCAGAUGGGGAUGGUCCCCGGAGACUCCCCUCCACAUUACCGCCAUGAUGACGAGUUCGAAGAGGAGUGUGAGAUGGAGCCAGAGCACCCCGCUCGCCCGCUCUCACUGUCUUCAACCGAUCAGCCGUUCCGCUCGCCGUUCUACGCUGAAGAGUGCAGCCGAGGGGGGCAGGAUGACGACGACGAUGAUGACAGCGAUCAGGAUCUUGCUGGUAACGUGCCGAUGGGAGCAACCUCCUCCUACACCAGCCGCAGCUCUCCUGGAUACUCCUCCUCCGAGUACAGGCAGUCCAAACAAGACCUCUCCCCUUCCUUCAUCAACCCGUGCAUGCGGCAGUUAUCCAGCGACGAGGAAGACGACGAGCACGGACGCAGGAGUGACCAGUCACAGGAGGCCGAUGAGCACGAUCUGUCAGUGAAGAGACGGGCUAACAAGCAGCCUCAUCACCAGUCUCACAGUCACAGCAGCUCGCUGCACCAUACUGGCGGCAUGUCAGCUGGGCUCGGUCUGGCGACGGAGGACACACCGCCCACCUCCGUCAGUGAGUCAUUAGCCUCUCAGUCAGACUCUGAAGUGCACCCAGGCACUGAGGAAUACCCCUCUGCCACUGGAGAAGGCAACAUGGACUCGGAUGAGGAUGCAGACUACAUGCCUGUUGAUAAAUUAUCGGCCUCAGGAGGAGGCAGCCAUCAUUCCACUAGGAGGAGCAACGACCCUCCUCCUGCUCCCCUCAUGGACCCCUACCCUCACCCCCCACGCCCAGACGUCUGCAUGGUGGAUCCAGACUCUAUGGAUAACGGCUUGAUAAAAAAAGAGCCAAAAACCAAGGGCUUAAAGAAGACUUCAUCAAAGACCAAAUCAGCAUCCCCGGCCAGGCGUAAGAGGUCCCCCAUGCCCGUCAAACAGACGCCGUCUCCUCGCAGCACCUCACUGAAGAAGAAGGACGCAGACAAGAGCUCACGCAUGUCUCGGCUGUCGGACGGACAGGGCUCCAAAGACGACGACCUCUCCAGGUCGAGCUACAACCCUGGCAAGGGGCUGACUAACGGAGUCAAGAGCAGUUCAGGCUCUCAGAAGUCCGGCUCUGCAGCUGCUUCUGGCCUUCCUAUUUAUGUGGACUUGGCCUACAUUCCCAACCACUGCAGUGCAAAGAACGUGGACCAAGAGUUCUUUAAACGUGUUCGUUCUGCGUACUACGUGGUGAGCGGGAACGACAAUGCAAGUGGUGAACCGAGCCGAGGAGUCCUGGAUGCUCUGCUGGACGGCAAAGCUCAGUGGGGAUCAAACCUACAGGUGACCCUGAUCCCGACCCACGACACGGAAGUGACCCGCGACUGGUACCAGCAGACUCACGAGAGGCAGCAGGAGCUCAACAUCAUGGUCCUGGCCUCCAGCAGCACCGUCGUCAUGCAGGACGAGUCUUUCCCCGCCUGCAAGAUCGAGUUUUAAGCCCAUCGUUCCUCUCUCCUCCCUCCUGUAGAUCUGGUUUUAAUUGCUCUUCUCUUAUAGCCUGAUAUGCAAAUCUGCUGCUGCUUUGUGCACUCGAACACCCAAAGCAGAAACAGACCUGGAUAACUGUCUAUUUUUUUCUAGAUUUUUAUUCAUUUAUAAGCUUGUCGUGGCUAUCACCACUUGUAUUACAAAGGUAGUUUUAUGACAACUAUGUCCUCCACUACAUUAUUAUGAUUUCUCAGUCCUGUGAAAGGGAGAGUGCAGUUUUUCUGUUCCUUAAAUUGUCUUUUUCUCCCUCAAAACCAUGUGAGACAAUGGCAUCUCGAGACAAAAAGACCAUUGUACUGUAAAAAGAAAAAAGAGCGUCAUAUAGGUAACAACACAAAUUAAUAUUUGUCUUCUAAUUGGACUAAAUCAAAGCACAAGUUUGCACACUUGAGAGCCAGCAACAAAAUUAUUUUUCUUCCACAUCGAGCCUUUAACAACAAAGGCGAUCAAUUUAAUACAUUAAAAAACAUCAUUGCAGGCCGAUUGUGACCACUUUCCUCUAUUCUCCCUCCCUG
Molecule: messenger RNA, 8339 nt
Organism: Centropristis striata (black sea bass)
Lineage: Eukaryota; Metazoa; Chordata; Actinopteri; Perciformes; Serranidae
Gene: map1aa
Product: microtubule-associated protein 1Aa
Exons: 7
Coding region: 1-7773 (2590 amino acids)
Biological process (GO): regulation of microtubule depolymerization; dendrite development; axonogenesis
Cellular component (GO): neuronal cell body; cytosol; microtubule associated complex
Molecular function (GO): actin binding; microtubule binding
Source: RefSeq, a predicted model, not a curated record